CUCCUGAUAAGGACAUGUGGUGGGUUUAGAAACAGUAUACAUUACUUGUUAGUGUUGUCACUUCUUCACUGUCUACAGCUGACAGCUUUCAUCAGACGAAGUCAUUGAACAAAGCAGAUCCUACCAACAGCAGCAGAGAUGACUGGAGUCUCAUGGCUGUUACUCUCAGCAGCCUUGUUGCUGCUUGCUGGAAACUCAGACUCUGUGGACCAGAAUCUACUGGCGAACAUCAUACAAGAGAUCUGGACUGACUACUCUCCAAGACGCAUGUUCAGCACAGCAGUGAGCAUCCCACGGACAAACAGCGGGUACGACAUCAACCAAGUCUUGAACCGCGCCAAUGGUGAAGACGUGAAGAACACAAUGAAAAGUGGCGCUGUGUACAAGCAAGGCAGGAUUGUUGCAGCAAUGUUUCAGCAGAAGAAAGGGAAAACUGGACAGGACAUCCAUGCAGAGUAUCGUGUCCUACAGGACAUCAACAACCUUGUCAACAACAACAACAUUGAUUUUGCUAAUGAUUUAUUGAUUUUCUAUGUUCUUGGAUCGCCAUGUUACCACAGAUGUACAGUUCCCAAUGGUCCUGAUAGCAUCAUUCCAUACUUAGAUGCAGUCAAGAGGUGGACAAAUUAUGCAUUUGUGUUUACUCAUGUGUUCAAAUCCAAGAACCCAAACCUACAAACUACUGACGAGCAGCUCGAGACAGCAGUUACAAACCUUGGAAACGCCCUCGGCCUUGAAAACAUUUUCCGAUGUAAAGAAGACAACAACAAGAAGAUGGUGUGCAACAGUUGUUCUCAAAAUCAAAAAGUCGCAAGGUAUUGUAUUUCAGAUGAACCUGAUGACGUCCAAAACCUGCCAAGCAGUAGCAGAGGACGAGACAGGUCCCCCUCACAACCCAGAGGAGGAGACAGGUCCCCCUCACAACCCAGAGGAGGAGACAAGUCCCCCUCACAACCCAGAGGAGGAGACAGCAGAAGUAGGGACAGUUCACCCUCACAGAGAGACCCUUUAAUCAACAGGAGUAGUCCUGAUGUUCGUUCAUGCAGUGGCCAAGGUGAAGUUAGAAAAAGCUGUUGUGCAAGAAUCUGUGGAGCCCUUGCUGCCUGCUUUAGGAGCUGCUUCGGGCAACAGUCACCCCUCUACAACAAGAAAUGAGAAAAACUAUUUCAGCUCCCAAAGCAGCAACAUUUAUUCAUAUUUUUAAUAUUUUUGAAUCAACAUUCUGCUAGAGCUGCUUAGCAACUUGAUGAUGUUUGAAGCAACUUCUUUACCUGUUGACUGCACUGACACAAGUUGUGUGUCUCUAAAGCAUUUUUAAAAUUAUGUUCUUUCUGAUUAAAGCUUGACUCUGCAAA
This is a messenger RNA of Salarias fasciatus (jewelled blenny), 1355 nucleotides long. RefSeq lists its product as uncharacterized. Bases 139 to 1155 code for a protein of 338 amino acids. The record is from RefSeq and is a predicted model, not a curated record. NCBI's taxonomy places the organism in Eukaryota, Metazoa, Chordata, Actinopteri, Blenniiformes, Blenniidae. The transcript has 4 exons.